AUGGGGAAACUCAACAUCGCACACCACAAGUCGUAUCACCCCUACCGGCGGGACAACAUCGAGCGCGUGAGACGCGAUGAGGAGGAGGCGCGCCAGACAGAGGCGGUUGAGGAGGGGCGCAUGAUGCUAGCGGACUCGGAGGCACGAAUGGAUCUACUGCGCCAGCGCGCCGGGGCGGGGAAGGGGAAGAAGCGGAAGGAUGACGAGGAUAUCAGCGCAGAGGCUCAAGCUCAAGCUCAAGCUCAGUCUCGAGCGGAGCCUUCAUCACUCAUUUCGGGCGGCCACAUCAACUUCUUCGAGGACGUUGAGCGGCAGUUGAUACCCGUAGCGAGAAGACCGAGGGAGCCCGCAGAGACGGAGAAGGGCAUCCCGCUCGCGCCUGCGGAGAAAGAUUUGAAGCCAUGGUACUCAGAUCGCGACCCCGACAAGAGCAGGGAGCUUAAUCCCGACCGCAAGUUGCGCGAUCUGGCCCGGAAGUCCGUGAAUGACCCGCUUACUUCGAUUAACACCCAGCUCGCCGCUCGUUCUGGCACACCGAUUAGCAGCAACCGCGCGCCAGCACGGCGCGCCCUCCCUGCAUCUGCAUCACAACCCCAGUCAAAUUCCCAGGGCGCUGCACCAAGCGUCACGCGGCCGCCAGAGCUUGCCCGGUUGACCCGCGAGUCCUCUGAGCGCGCACGAGCGCAGGAGCUGAUCCGCAGGCGGAAAAGAGAACUCGCGGGCAGUGAGACGCCCAGCACGGUGUACGGCGGCGUGGACGAGCGCGGGGGCGCGUACGGCGAUGUAUUCAAUCGCCAGGAUGUCGAGGAGGCACAUCGCCAUCGGGAGAGGGGGUGGGAUGGCCAAAGUGGGGUUCGGUCAAGAUGGUGA
This is a messenger RNA of Sparassis crispa, 870 nucleotides long. RefSeq lists its product as hypothetical. NCBI's taxonomy places the organism in Eukaryota, Fungi, Basidiomycota, Agaricomycetes, Polyporales, Sparassidaceae. The coding region runs from base 1 to 870 and encodes 289 amino acids. The transcript has 4 exons. The record is from RefSeq and is a predicted model, not a curated record.